AUGGCAUUGGCGGAGUCUUUCCUUCGAAGGGUCCACAAACUGGGAAUAAUCCCUAAGGUUGUGAAGCUACUACCAGUUAUAUCAUUUGUCUUCGCACUUGCCAGUGUCGCUUGGCUCCUUGUGCUUCCUCAAGAUGGCCAGUUCAGAAACACGUAUAUUUCAGAGAAUGCGUUGAUGCCUGGUCAAGUCACGUCCUACUUCCGUGAAAGUGAAUGGAAUAUUGUUAGAGGCUAUAGAUCUGAGACCAAGAAAUGGAACUACGAAGAGUCAGCGAGAUCUAACCCGAUGCUUGAGACGUGGUUGACGGAUCUUGGUCUCAAGGUGGCACACUUUGAGGAUGAUAAAACCAAUAGCUCCACACUCUAUGCUAUUAUGCAUGCCCCUCGUGGUGACAAUACAGAGUCGGUGGUCCUUGUUGCCCCUUAUAUCACAUCAACCAACGAGGACAAUAUCGGUGGUCUCGCCUUGGCGCCAGCUUUGGCUCGUUACUUUGGUAGGAUGUCGAUCUGGUCCAAGAAUGUCAUCUUUGUAUUUCCAAGGGAUGGACAUGCAUCAUUGAGGUCUUGGGUUGAAGCUUACCACACCUCCUUGGAUCUUACAGCAGGUUCUAUUGAAGCUGCCAUUGUGCUAGAAUAUGCCAAAGAUAGUGAUAACUUUGACCACUUGCAACUCAUUUACGAGGGUCUCAAUGGCCAACUUCCGAACUUGGAUUUGAUUAAUACCAUUACAACAAUCGCCAGAAAUGAGAAUAUGCAUGUUGGAAUUCAACUGACCCCUGGCGAAGAACUUACGAGAAGGGAUUACGGAUCUCGUUUGAGAACCUUGGCUAGAGGAAUCCUUCACUUGGCAAUGGCAGGCUUACACAAGUCUACCUUUGGAUGUGAAGCUUUUUCUGGAUGGCAAAUUCAGGCCGUCACUAUCCGUGCAGUUGGUACUGGUGGCCCUGAUAUCACACAAUUCGGAAGAAUUGUAGACUCCACUUUCAGAGCGGUCAACAAUUUGCUUGAAAAAUUCCAUCAGUCGUUUUUCUUCUACCUUCUUUUGUCACCCAAGCAUUUUGUCUCUAUCGGAACAUACUUACCUUCGGCUGUCCUUUUGGCUGUUGCAUUUGCCUUGAGCUCCUUGUGCUGCUUGGCGAAUGGUGUUACAGGUGGAGAAUAUCUUAUUGGUAUGGGAACAUUAUUGAUGACCUUCACAGCCAUUGAGCUCGUCUGUUUGAUCUUCGCAUUUGCACUUCCCCACCUAGUGGAGACUGCUGCAGAUCCAUACCUGCAAUCAAGGUUGAUAAUCAUUGUCGCAAUUGUGGUUUCUUUUCUCUUAUCAUUGAAGCAGGUCGUUAGAGCGAUUGUACCCCUGAGAUUCAGCAAGGUGACGACGUACUCCUUAAUUGCUUUCAGUCUUUAUUUCAUUGCAAUGCUAAUCACCACCUUGCUUAUCGUGCAUUUUGCGCUUGCAUUCACCAUUGGCUUAUGCUCCUUGCCAUUGACCUUCAUUCAACCGCAGAUAUCAGCUCAAAUCAAAAAUAAGGGCAACGCGUUCAAGACGAAAAUUCUCGCAUGUCUUCUUGUAUCCUCCCCGAUCACGGCAAUCCUUCUUUUGGGUUACUUCUAUGAUGGUGAAAAGGAGGCUGGUAUUGUCACUUUGACCCAACGUCUAUUGACACUGUGGGAUGAAUUGCAAUGCUGGACGUGGUUUGUGGUUGCCCUUGGCUGGUUCCCUGCGUGGAUAUCGAUAGCAAUUGCAUAUACUUUUGGCACAUUCGAAGAGGCAGGUGUACAAGAGGUACAAGAGGAGAAACCCAAAACUGAAUAG
Molecule: messenger RNA, 1812 nt
Organism: Candidozyma haemuli
Lineage: Eukaryota; Fungi; Ascomycota; Pichiomycetes; Serinales; Metschnikowiaceae
Product: GPI-anchor transamidase subunit
Exons: 1
Coding region: 1-1812 (603 amino acids)
Biological process (GO): attachment of GPI anchor to protein
Cellular component (GO): GPI-anchor transamidase complex; membrane
Source: RefSeq, a predicted model, not a curated record